UUCUACGCUUUACCUCACUGGACCACCACCUCACACCACGCACAGUCACGUGCUACAUCCGCAUUUGUGCCUUAGGAGCCUUAGAGCAGAAAUAUUUCCGAGUCUUUGUUCCUUUUAGGCUUAGCGUAGAGUUUGGCCUGUACGGUGAUGUAGAGUACAACAGUGCGCAGUAUCAGAAAUUCGCCUCGCUGUAAUGAAUAGGUAUUUUUUUACUAUGUAGUAUACUGUAAUAUAGAUAUAUAAACCCUGCCUUUAAAACUGGCCACUCCUUAACUCUUUAAUCCCCUCACCCCUUCGCGUUGUUUCGCGUUCUUUCCACAUACGAUCUAUCACGUUUGCUGGCUGCUGGGGCCCGUUUCUGAGGCUCAGGCGAGACGGGAACCUUGGCUCUUCCCUCUCUCUACCUAACUUUACCAGUACUUACCUGAUUCUUUCAUCAACCCCUACGCGAACAUCUUCGUAACUCUUUAUUCCACAACCACAUCCUUUCCCCGAAAUACAACAACCUUCCUGACAGUGUAAACCAAAACCCACUUUGCCUGUCAAUACACACAACCUCAUACCAUGUUUGAGGUACAAUCAAGACCAUCUGCGCCGCGAGGCAGAGGCGCUUCGCGCGGUGGCAGGGCCGGUUUUGGCUCGAGAGGCGGCGGCGGUCGUGGUGGAAGAAGUCACGCAACCAACGGCGACUGGCCAGACAGCGCAUCAGCGCCAUCAAUUGAAGGUGAUGCAGGCGUCGGUCUGUUGAAGAAGCAGUACGGUACCAAGGUCGCCACCAUCAAGGAGAUGUACCCAGACUGGACAGAUGAGGAUGUUGUGUUUGCUCUGCAAGAGACCGGUGGCGAUCUAGAGCUUGCAGUAGAGAGGAUUACUGAUGGCACGAUCACACAGUGGGGAGAGGUAUCGAAGGCCAAGAAGGACCGAUCGAAGUCCAAGGUCAAGGAGACUGCCGCGAACAUCCACACCGACUCUGGCAAUUCGCCACGCGCUGCACGAAGCGGCGCGGAUAGUGGACGUGGUGGUCGUGGGCGAGGCAGCAGCGAUCGUGCUCGUGGUGGGAGAGGUCGCGGUGCCGCAACCGUCCAGACAAAUGGCACACACACAAAGCCAUCGGCUCCUCUUUCGGUUCCAACUGACCAGUCGGUUGUCUGGAACGCUUCGACCAAGGAGGCUCCAUCGGACGAUACCAAGCCCGAGGAAUCGUGGGGAGGCGCAGCUGACAUCGCGAAGGCCGUUGUAUCGACCGUGGUCCCGGAUGGAAAGAGGACCUGGGCGAGCAUGUUCAAGGCUGAGCCCGCGCCAAAGCCAGUGGAGAAGAAGGCCCCAGCAGAGGUUCCAGAGAAGGCUGCACCCGAAGCACCAGUUGAGCCCGAAGCUACCGAAGAAACACCCAAGGCUGAAGUGGCCGAACCAGCGGUAGCGGCCAAAGAGACUGUUCAAGAGGAGGCACCGGCAGCUGAGGCUCCACCGGCCGAGGCAGAUGCUGCCCUUCCACCAUCUAUGGACGAACUUACGGAGACAAACUUGGAGCAAGUCUUGGAUGAAUCGGGACCUGCACCAUCUGCAACGGUUGCGAGCACUGCUGCUAGCUCAUGGGAUCCUCGCAGCGGAGCCACAAGCGGAACACCAUACUCGGGUCUCCAGGGGAAACCCGCUGCUGCACGCCCAACAACCAGCGGCUUUGCGGCUUCGGCUAUGAAGGCUACUGGCCCGUCACCACGCGUCGCAAGCUACCAGCGUCGCGUUCUCGACCAGGAAGAAGCUGUCCGUAUGCCAGGCAACCGCGAGGUUGACCGCGCCGCGGUUCAAUUCGGCGCAUUUAGCUUGGGAGGUGCAGGCGAGGAAGAUGUUGACGGCGACCGUGAGGAGCCAGAGACACGUGCCCAGCCUCCCCAGCACUCCCCGAUUGCCCACCCAAGGGCUUCUCUGCCACCCGCACCCGCACAGGCAGCUGCCGAAGGUCUCCCAACCGCAAAGGAACCUUUAGGCCUCCCUUCUGCACCACACCCAGUUGCCGCGCCUGGUCUCCCUACGCCCCUCCCGGGCGCACAGUCCAUGUCUCAACAGGGCUCCCAAGGCGGCCAAUACCCACAGUAUGGCCGUUACGGGCAACCUGCCGGACAGGAGCAAUCCGCGUUUGGCCAGAAGCCAUAUGACCCAUUCAGCCACCAAGUCCCAGCCACUGCAAGCCAGUACGAAGGCUACCCCAACCAGCCAAACCAGGCACAAACCCAGCCCCAGGCUGGUGCCUUCUCAUCUGCCCCUACCGAUUACUCGCAAUACUACACCGCAGACCAGCAACGCUAUCAAAACUACUACGGCCAGCAGUACGGCCAGCAGCAGAAUGCGCAGGCCCAGGAAGGCCCAUCCACCCAGCAGCGUGCUUUCAGCGGAUACAAUCCUCCCCCGACCGACACCGCCUCUCCUUUCCCCCUAUCUUCUGCCCAGCAGACACAGUCCAGAUAUGCCACGGCUGGUGAGGCCCAAACCAGUGGACACACUACUCCCAACCCAGUUGUGCAGGCCCAGCAGGCUGCUCAGACUACUCAAGCUCAGCAGGCUCAUCCUUCCCAGCCGCAGGGACAGCCAGGUGCUCAGUACCCAUAUGGAAACCCAUACUACUCUAGCCCCUAUUACGCUGCAUACAUGACCAACUACCAGCAAGGCUACGGACAGGGCAGCUAUGGUGCCGGCCCAUACGGCGGAAAGGGUGGCAUGUACAACCAGCCCCACCAGUACGGCAUGUCUCCUCAGGCCCCGUACGACCACGCGUCAUCUCCUGCCGCUGCCGGAGCCUUCUCCCAGUCGUCGCUUCACGGCCGUGACAGCGCUGUCGGAGGCGGCCUUAACGAGUAUGGCCGUGGUGGCUCCCAGCAGUCCCAGGCAGCCCAGCCUCUCGGUGCUAGCGGCGGCUUUGAUGCCUUCGGAAGAAACUCCUCUUACCAGGGCCAAGGUCAGCAAUACGGACAGGGCAGCCAGCAGGGCGCCGGUGACGACCUGAAGUCGUUCGGAGACGCGAAAUCGGGCAAUGGCCCCGCUCCUUCGACCGCGCAGGCCGCCCGCCCCGGAUCAGCUGCCAACACUGCACCGGGCCAGUCCACUCUGCCACCCCCGCAGUCCUCGCAGCAGAGCUACGGUGGAUAUCCUAGCCACCUGCAGCAGCAGCAGCACACCGCACACGGCGCCCAGACCGGCAGCCAGUACGGCGCUCUUGGCGGGCUCGGCGCUCACCAGGCUGCAGGCCAGGGCCACCAGAGCAGCCAGUACGGCGGCGCCGGCGGCUAUGGCCAGGGCCAGGGGCAGGGCUUCACCGGUAGCUACUAUGGCAACAACCAGCAGCAGCGCGGCGGCUGGGGCAACAACUACCAACAUUAGGUGACCAUCACCUACCUUCGAUCUAGGAAGCUAUUGAAAGUUUCGGGCGCGGCUUCCAACGCAACACAUUUACGUUGGAUCCCGUGUUCCUGAUUUCAGCGGUCCACUCCAGAUCUGUGUGUAUUACCAUCAAAUGUUAUCUUUUCCGCUUUUUUCCAAAGAGUUAUUUGUUCCCCAAUCGUUCCGGGUUUUAUGGCAAUAAAGGGGACGUACCCCAAACCACCUCCGCUUUUUGUUUUCCAACGUCGCGCGCGCGCACGCGCAGAAAGGACGCCGCCUAUGAAGCAAACCAUCAAAAAUCUGUAAUUUUGUUACUACUAGUACCAACGUCCAUCACGAAAAUGCCAGCUCCCGGAAGGAACUUCCCUCCAGAGACUUUGUUUUCUUGAAGAUAAUUUGCGCUGGAACCUCUCUACUUCGCUCUGGACCCCCCUCGUUCGGCUCCCGCCUGAAAAAAAAUCUUUCGCGCUCGCUCUUCCUCCCUCCCCUAGGGACGUCGAUCUUUUGCUCUCCUCCGCCGCACGGGUUUUUGCGGUUUUUUGUCUUCGUCUUCUUCUUCUUCGGAUGUUAUUUUGCUCUCGCGCACUUUGUCCUUCAGACAACGAAAUUUGUGUCUCGCGCACACCGGUAAUUUUGUUUCGCUGGAUGCUGGAUGGGACUUCCGGGAAAGGGAAGGGGGGGGGGUAAAAAUCUGCGUUUUGCUUUUGGGGAAUGGCAGGGGCAAAGGGGAGAGACCAUCGUUUUUCUGUGGUGUGGGUGGAGUUGCAGAUUUUUUUUUUGAAGGGGGGAGAGUUUAGUUGGCGGUUAUGAGCAAUGGACUGGGUGAUCUGAUGGAUUUUGACUUCUGGCUUUCUGAUUAUGUGACUGCGACUGACUAUGUGACUGUAAAGGAUUAUAGAGUGUCUACGGUGUGUUGUAAUCGAAUGCUAUCGGUAUUGUAACACGAUACAGAGAAGCUGGAGAGGCUCCCUGUAACUAGUGAUACGCCCCUUAGCAACGUCGUACUGGUAGUCAACUAAGCCGUGUCCCUCAUUUGCAUCACACACUCAAAUCAGCCCUGUCGGCAUCACAUGAAUGAGCCAUUAACCAACCAAUCCUUGCGAUGGCAGUGGGAAGGCCGUAGAUAAGGUACUAACUACCAAGUCCAUCAACGUAAUCCAAUAGCCAUCCCGAUGCUCCAACAAGCCUCAGUCAAACGCCUAGGUAUAACGCCUGCAGUAGCGUCGGAAAACACGUUGCAGUAGCGUCGUAAAAGCAUGCGCCGAAGGGGUUCAUCCUUGGCGAGGACGACCAUGCGUCGAGAAAGGUCGCCAAUAUAUCUCGCAGCUAUUGUGACUUGGCAUCCUUGAAGAAUGUCGUUUUAUUGUCCAAGGUGUAUUCUGAGAACAUGGGAUUGUGUUGAAUCUAGGCAACGCGAACCGAACUGCAUAUACAUCUAUAUUAAAGACUCCCUGGGAUCAAGGUCAAGCAGGACAACUUCCAGUCCAGUGGAGCAAAAUCCCUCGUACCAUUACCUGCUUGAGCUCGAGUUCAGCCCGAGAACUCGGGAGCAGAAGGUUUCCGUAUGGGGCCAAUGAUAUUACACCGAAAACUGAUCCGUAAUGGUUCAGGGGUUAACUGCUGGCAGCUUAUCACCCGUAAUCCCCGAGCGGGCUUCAGUUGCUUUAGUUGCUUCCGAUGUUGGUACAGUACGGUACGGUACGGCGCCAUAAGUUUCCGUACGGGUGGGUCUGUGCACGAAUUGCGUAAAUGAC
This is a messenger RNA of Pseudogymnoascus destructans, 5129 nucleotides long. RefSeq lists its product as uncharacterized. The record is from RefSeq and is a predicted model, not a curated record. Gene Ontology annotation, cellular component: nucleus; cytoplasm. Bases 565 to 3375 code for a protein of 936 amino acids. Gene Ontology annotation, molecular function: ubiquitin binding. The transcript has 4 exons. Lineage: Eukaryota; Fungi; Ascomycota; Leotiomycetes; Thelebolales; Thelebolaceae.